Messenger RNA from Brachypodium distachyon (stiff brome), 687 nucleotides. RefSeq names its product predicted GPI-anchored protein 58. NCBI's taxonomy places the organism in Eukaryota, Viridiplantae, Streptophyta, Magnoliopsida, Poales, Poaceae. Bases 1 to 687 code for a protein of 228 amino acids. The record is from RefSeq and is a predicted model, not a curated record. The transcript has 3 exons.
AUGUUCGCUCUUCAGCGCAACGAGGACGGAAAUUCCCUAGACAAACGCUUCGUGGCCCCGCGCAGGACCAUCGACAAUGAAGUUCUGGACUCUGAGGAUCACAUGCCGAUAGCCCAUGCCGGCCCUCGUCACGUCGAAUACGAGCCUGCUGCUGCCAAGACGUCGGGCCCGGCCGCUGCUGAAGCAUCGGGCCGAGAGAGACGCGCCGUCCCGAAGCGCGCCGCCGAGAAGGAUCUUCCGAAGACUGUUAAGCGGAAGAAGACUGCCAGCCGUGGACCCAAUCCGAAGCCCUUGAUCGCCGGGGUGGCUCUGACGGCCACGCAAUCUCAGACGUGUAUCACGUCUGAGAUCCCGGCGGCUCCAUCUCCCCAUGCCGAGGCUGCGACCCAAGCCACCGGUGAGACCGAGAUUGCCGUGGACCCGACAUCCUCCGUCCGGGAUGUCGGCCCGAGCGUCGAUGCCUCGAACGUCGCUUCAGCCGGGACAUCCGCAACCGGGACCUUGGCUGCCGGGACUGCUCCUUCCUCGGCGGCAACCGAGACAUUGACGGAGCCGCAGGCCACGGAGACUGCACAGCAGCCGGCAAUGGGGCCCCAAGAACCCCAAGGACCACAGCCGACUCCGACGGCGCCAUCGUCACCACCGCAGCCGGAAGCUACUCAGCUUGCUGCAGCAAAAGCCAAAUAG